Messenger RNA from Solenopsis invicta (red fire ant), 567 nucleotides. RefSeq lists its product as uncharacterized. Bases 1 to 567 code for a protein of 188 amino acids. The record is from RefSeq and is a predicted model, not a curated record. NCBI's taxonomy places the organism in Eukaryota, Metazoa, Arthropoda, Insecta, Hymenoptera, Formicidae. The transcript is spliced from 3 exons. Gene Ontology annotation, molecular function: DNA binding.
AUGCAGUACAAAAAUAAUUUUCCACCAAUUGGGACAAGACAGUCUACUAGUGGUAAUAAGUACUGCCUUUCCUAUAUUCACAUUGGGCGAAACGAGUGGAUGAGUGAAAUCCACUAUAACAGAGUGUUGAACUCGUCGAAAAUUCCUCGCCAAUUUGCAAGUAAUAUUAUUCUUGCUAAUUUCAACGAUGAAUUGCUCAUGACUAGCACCGUUACAGGAUACACUACUGCACGACGCGGUAAAAAAAAGAAAUGCAAUAAACUGGAUGAAAAGAAAUUGGGGGCUUAUGAAGAUGCAUACAAGCAUUGGAUAAACAACGUGUAUAAAACCAAAUUUGCCGAUACUCCUGACAAAGAUAAUUCUAUGAGAGAAAUGUCGAAAUUUUAUUAUUAUGUGGGAAAAAAACUUGCUGAUUUAAAGAAAAUAUGUGAAGAUACCGAUGAAGAUCAAUCGAUUGAUGAAGGAAGCGAGGACGUUGUUGAUGAUUCACAGAUGAAUGAUGAAAAUGCGAGGCUAAAAAAUAGUGACAAGAAAAAGAAGUAUAAACAGAAAAACAAGAAACAGUAA